This is a messenger RNA of Trichoderma gamsii, 837 nucleotides long. RefSeq lists its product as hypothetical. The transcript is spliced from 2 exons. Gene Ontology annotation, molecular function: protein serine/threonine kinase activity; ATP binding. The record is from RefSeq and is a predicted model, not a curated record. NCBI's taxonomy places the organism in Eukaryota, Fungi, Ascomycota, Sordariomycetes, Hypocreales, Hypocreaceae. Bases 1 to 837 code for a protein of 278 amino acids. Gene Ontology annotation, biological process: protein phosphorylation.
AUGCCUCGCGUCUGCGCUGGUUGUAACCGCAGCCGCUGUCACGAUUCGUAUUCGCCCAGUGAAUGGCGCAAGGGGCCCGGCGUAUCGAAAUGUACUACCUGUGUCGAUGGACAGGUAUCCCACAACGCAUUGAAUCGGAUUCGACGCUCUGGUAGCGCCAGAUACAAUGGAUCGUACUCUGGAACCGUCUCAGUCGAUGAUCUCGACAGGCCCUGGGCUCAAGGUGCUUUCCGCUGGGUAGCCAAGGGAGUGUAUAACUCGGGUCCUCGUCAGGGCGAACUAUGCGUUAUCAAGUGGUUCAAGUCUGGCGCGGUCUUUGCGAAUGCCUUUUUCACUUACGACAUCAAAGCUGUCGAUUUGGCAUUGGAAAUUGUCGAAAGAUUCAACCGGCACAGUAGCCCUUCUCGCUGGGCGGGACAGAAAGUUUUAUGCGAGCCCUUUACCCAGAACUACCAGAAAUUCAACAGCAACUCUGGAUGGAAUGACGCUUCCACCGAUUGGGGGAAAAUCAUGCAGGCUCUAAGUCAUUUCAGCUACCAUAUAUCGGGGGGAGAUUGCGUUCUGUGCGAUCUCCAGGGUGGCGUUUAUCAGCACGAGGCUGACAUCACUGAUCCUGCCAUCCUCACUCGGGAUCGAGACUAUGGGGUGACUGAUCUUGGGCAAGCUGGCAUCGUCAACUUCUUCAGUCGGCAUGUCUGCAACAGGUACUGCCGUUCUCAUUGGAUUAAGCCUGGUAAUCCGGCUCGAUGCUUGAACCCUGUCCGGGGCACAGCUAUGGUUAGGCAUGCUGCGCCGACGCGUCGUUUACGACCUGCAGUGACAUUGAGUCGUGACUAG